This is a messenger RNA of Eublepharis macularius, 1448 nucleotides long. RefSeq names its product hydroxysteroid 17-beta dehydrogenase 3 (gene HSD17B3). Lineage: Eukaryota; Metazoa; Chordata; Lepidosauria; Squamata; Eublepharidae. The coding region runs from base 1 to 933 and encodes 310 amino acids. Gene Ontology annotation, cellular component: endoplasmic reticulum. The transcript is spliced from 11 exons. The record is from RefSeq and is a predicted model, not a curated record. Gene Ontology annotation, molecular function: oxidoreductase activity.
AUGGAAGAAUUCCAGCAGUGGCUUUUCUCUCUCAUUGGGGCCAUCAUUUGUUUUAUUUGUUUGGUGAAUUGUAUUUGGUUUUUGAAAUAUUUCUUUCCACAUGUAUGGGGCCCAGUACCUCAGUCUUUUUUUCAAUCAAUGGGAGAAUGGGCAGUGAUAACAGGAGCAGGGGAUGGGAUUGGAAAAGCCUAUUCAUUUGAGUUGGCCAAGCGUGGAUUAAAUAUUGUUCUGAUCAGCAGAACACUUGAAAAGUUGAAGAAGGUUGCCUCUGAAAUUGAGCAAGCCACCAGAAGAACCGUAAAAAUUAUACAAGCUGACUUCACCAAAAAUGACAUAUAUGAUGAUAUUGAAACAAGUCUUCGAGGUUUAGAAAUUGGGAUUUUGGUUAACAAUGUUGGAAUGCUUCAUAACCCCCAUCCAUGUUAUUUUCUUGAUGGAUCAAAGAAAGAUGAGGAUCUCAUCAAUUGCAACAUGAUCUCAGUUGCCAAGAUGACACAGAUAAUUCUGAAACAGAUGGUAUCAAGACAAAAGGGACUAAUUUUGAACAUUGCUUCUGCUGUGGGCACUUUCCCCUGUCCAUUAUAUACCUUCUAUUCUGCUUCUAAAGCUUUUGCGUAUACAUUCUCCAAAGCACUUCAAGUGGAAUAUAAAGCAAAGGGAAUUAUCAUACAGGUAGUGACCCCUUAUGGUGUGUCUACUCCAAUGUCCAUGAACACAAAGCCUAAUCUAAUCAUAAAGUCGGCAAAAGACUUUGCUAGAGAAUCCCUGGAUUAUGUCAGACUCAGCGAUGAAACACAUGGAUGCUUAGCCCAUGAAAUCUUGGCUCUCUUCCUGUAUUUUGUCCCUUUGUGGGUCUUCCACACUGAUAGAGUACAAGAAACAAUCCAACGCAUGAUACCAGAGUACCAGAAAAAGAUGCAGAAGAGUAUCUGACCAAACUUCCUCGUGGUGCACGUCAUUGCUUGAUGGUCUGGUAUGAAUUAUGCCAGCAAUGAAUACAACCAUCUGAAAGGUUUUCAGUAUGUGUAUAAAGAGCCCUUCAAAGUCAGUGCUGGUCUUUAAAAACUAUUUUUCAAGUUGAGUUUGGACUAUGUGUUAAUAGUUUUUGCUUCUGCAAUCCUUUCAGUAGCCUGUGCUUAUAGGAGUUACAUAUUUCAAAGCACUUUAAUAGUAAAUUGAUAUUAUUCAUUGUAAAAGGGGUAAAGAGGUUUUGAGGUGGUAAAGGAAAAUAAAAAAUGCCCAGAUAGGGCUUUCAGAAAUGGGUUUCUUUCUAGUGGGAAAAGGUUUAAGGUACAGAUACAGCGGCUAGUAGAUAUUAGCAAGCAGCACAAUAGUCACUUAGAUAUUCAUUCUGGGAAGGGAAAUUGCAACAGAAAAGUUGAGAUGUGAAAAGAUUUGAUGGCAACAUCAAGGACCUGUGUAUAUUUUGGGAUUUCACUAAAAAAUGA